Orbicella faveolata is the source of this 2381-nucleotide messenger RNA. Its product is annotated as copine-3-like. Gene Ontology annotation, cellular component: plasma membrane. The record is from RefSeq and is a predicted model, not a curated record. Gene Ontology annotation, molecular function: calcium-dependent phospholipid binding. Gene Ontology annotation, biological process: cellular response to calcium ion. Lineage: Eukaryota; Metazoa; Cnidaria; Anthozoa; Scleractinia; Merulinidae.
AACACAACACAAUGUCCCUGGGUGGGGCUCGAACCUGGACUCGAAUCAGAGAUGAUUGCACUAAUCAUGAGGCGGCCACUGUGCCUCCAAAAAUCCCACUGGUAGUUUCACCUAAAGGUUGGACAUUUUGGUUACAAUUUCGUUUUGUUGGUUUAACACAGGUUGGUAUAGACUUCACAGCAUCUAAUGGUGAUCCAAAUCAUCCCCAGUCAUUGCACUAUAUGAAUCCCUAUGAACCUAAUGAGUACGUCAAGGCUCUGGUGGCUGUGGGAGAGGUCUGUCAGGACUAUGACACGGACAAGUAUUUUCCAGCGUUAGGAUUUGGAGCAAGAAUACCUCCAGCGAAUCAGGUUUCCCACGAGUUUCCGUUAAAUUUCAACCCCACCAACCCGUAUUGUCACGGUAUCCCCGAAAUCGUCGCUGCGUAUCAGAAUUGUAUUCGUCAAGUGCAACUUUAUGGCCCGACCAACGUCUCGCCGAUCAUCAAUCACGUGGUUAGAUUUGCCGAGCAGGCGGCCAAGGAAAACACAGCGUCGCAAUAUUACGUUCUGUUGCUAUUGACUGAUGGUGUGUUGUCAGACAUGGAGGACACAAAAGCCGCCAUUAUCAAAGCGUCUCGUCUCCCCAUGUCCGUGAUUAUCGUUGGAGUAGGUCAAGCUGAUUUCAAGGAUAUGAACGAACUUGAUGCUGAUGAAGGAAGGCUGAGAUGUGGCCAUCAUUACGCUGACAGGGACAUUGUACAGUUUGUGCCUUUUAGAGAAUUUAAAACGCAAUCUCCAGCAGUUCUUGCUAAACACGUGUUAGCGGAAAUACCCAAACAAGUUCAGGAGUACUUCAGCAAGAAGGGCCUCGCUCCCAUGCCACCAAAAGGACCAGCUCCUCCCUCCUUGGGAGCUCUUUAGUGUCUCAGUUUGACUUCAUUCGUGCAACUUCGGUUAAUCGAACUCACUCGAUUCCAUUAAUGUGGUUCACUGUAAGCUAUAUUACCAACAGCUUUCAUAGUUUUUACCGUUAUUAGCGAGAUAUUGCAGAAAAGCGCGACAGCGUGUCUUAAGAUUGAAUCUCAACGUCGUCGGUUUCCUACUGAAUUUUUCACUGUAACGACCGUUCGUUAUGAGCUGAAAUUAGGUGCGGUUCUUUUAUCAGAAAAAAAUGUGGUCUGAAAAAGCUGGAGAAAUGGGUAGGAUCGCCGAGUUUGUUCGUCAUAGCCGGAUGUUUGCUAUACCGGAAGUCGCUUAACCGGGGUUGCACGUCAGUUAAGCAUUUUACUUUAAGCUGCGUUUUAGAUCUUUUUCAUAAUACCAGGAAUUAAAUUAUUAGUCGCAUUAUCUGUAAUAUUUCAUCUAUACUUUAGAAAUUUCAAUGGGUGACUAGACACAAACAAGGAAGGGCUGUGUGUAAAGCGCUGAUUUGAUUUUUUUGUUGUUGUUGUUGAAUAUAAUCACGAAGCCAGCCUAACAUUCAUUUCCUUUCCGAGAGCGCGAUGGGCAGGUGACUGAUUGCGCACGAGUGAGAUCAGUCCCGUCUCUCGCCCCAUGCCUCUACCAAUCUAUUCGUUUCCAGAGGCCACGAUCCUUUUGGUCAGCAGUCGAGACCUCCGGGUGAAAUCAGGUGAGCCAGCAUUAAUCACAGCUGUUACUUUCUCCACGGACUUUUAGAAACCUUUAUUGAACCUGAACGCAUGCGCUCGAUGAAACUGGAAACAGGAUUAUUUGAAUCCAGUUUUCGAUUCGAGCCUUCGUUGACUGUAACGAAAACGCAAGGGCUCUGGGAACGAGAUUGUGUCUUCAUGAGUUCUCGGAAAGAAAACGACUGCUGCGCAGGCUCAUAGCCACGAUAGCAUAUUCGAAUGUAUCCAUAUUGCAUUCGUACCAAAUAUAGCUACUUAUAACGUAUCACAUAAAAUUGGUGAAAUUUCUCACGAGAUCAAAACUUAGAGAAUAUUAUCGCUGUUCAUGUUUUGAUAGAAUCAUAACACUAAUGAACGUUUGGGAAGAACGAGGAAAUCUGUGGACUCGGAUUUCCAGUCGCUGUUUUAAGUUGUUUCAAUGUUUUUAGGAGUGUUUUUAGGAGUGUUAUUGGUUUGAAUUAUGAUUUGUUUCUAUAAUGUAACUUUAAUUUUGCACGACGCAUUAACUUGUUACAAAGCACCCCCUCCCCCCUCCCGCCACCCCCUACACAUUCUUAGAAUUAUGAUAAUAUUCGACAGAAAUUUUGGAGCAGGAAAAUCGCUAUUUGAUUUUUGUCUCAUUUAAAGAAUUUCUAUCCGUUAUAUGCACAAAUAAUGCAGUCACAAUCACAAUUUGCGUAUUAUACAAUCUGCUGUACCGAAUUAGUACACCAGCAUUAGGAUCAACAAAUAAAAUUCAUGAAUUAAAGUU